This is a messenger RNA of Diceros bicornis minor, 4137 nucleotides long. RefSeq names its product leucine rich repeats and IQ motif containing 3 (gene LRRIQ3). Gene Ontology annotation, molecular function: protein binding. The transcript is spliced from 8 exons. Bases 130 to 2004 code for a protein of 624 amino acids. The record is from RefSeq and is a predicted model, not a curated record. Lineage: Eukaryota; Metazoa; Chordata; Mammalia; Perissodactyla; Rhinocerotidae.
GCUCGGCGCCGCGUCCCGUUACUCUAGCGACGGUCUCCGGAGCCCAUGGCUACCUAGCGACUUUUCGGACUGUGCCGAGUCUGGGCCGCUUGUCCCCAACUCAUAGGGCCUUGCGGCCCGGUUGACCCGAUGUUUCAUGGAACAGUUGAAAAAGAGCUAACCAAUCAUGAAGAAUGGAGUCACUAUAAUAAUAACAUGAUAGAAGAUCAGAAAGAUUUUGUUUUUGUGAGGUUCAGUGGCCUUCAUUUAAGAUCUAUGGAAAAUUUGCAAUCUUGUAUCUCUCUUAGAGUAUGCAUCGUUUCAAACAACUUUAUUACAGAUAUUUGUCCACUUAAAAGUUGUAUAAAAUUAGUCAAACUUGAUCUCCAUGGCAAUCAGAUAAAAAGUCUACCAGAUACCAAAUUUUGGAGUGAAUUGAAGAACCUAAAACUCCUCUAUCUUCAUGACAAUGGUUUUGCGAAGUUAAAGAAUAUAUAUAUGUUAUCUGCCUGUCCAAGCCUCAUUGCCCUCACCAUGUUUGAUUGUCCAAUAAGCCUUAAAAAAGAAUAUAGACGUUUUCUUGUCAACAGUAUAUGGCCUCUCAAAGCACUGGAUCAUCAUGUGAUUUCUGAUGAGGAAAUAAUUCAGAACUGGCAUCUUCCUGAACGAUUCAAAACAUAUAACUGUCGACUUUUCUUUGAAUUCUGCACCGCUUUGAAAAAGGGAUCAACCUAUGAGGAUGAAAUUAGUAAUAUUAAAUAUAUUAUUUCAAAAAUUAAUGAAAUUCUGGCUCAUAAUUCACCAGUUUUGAUUAUUCAAAGAUGGAUACGUGGUUUCUUAGUUAGAAAAAAUUUGAGACCCUUGUUUUUGUGUAGAAAACAUCACAAAGAAUUUAUUAGUGAAACAAAAUGGAUUUACAUACACAAAAGAUAUGAAGAUAAGAUCUUUAAGGAUCUCUUUUUUCAGCCUGAAACUAAUAAAACAGGAAAGCUUGCACAUUGGAAAUAUAGUAUAUAUUCUCCUAUUGGUUUAAAAACUUCUAGUGAACAGAGAAAACAUGUUUCUUCUAUUUUAUAUGAAUUAAAAACGAAAGAUAUUGGCAUAAAAUCAAAAAAAUCAAGACAUCUCAUUCAAAAAGGUCAGAAGGAGUUUAAAGACGAAACUGAGGAUGAAGAAUUGGAUGCCAGUUUUAGGAUAUCAGUGUUCAAUCUACCCAUACAUACUUCAGAUUCACUGAAAUAUCCUUCAGUAUUAAAAGAGAAGGAACAAGAUACUUUUCCUACAUAUGCCCAGCCAUGUUCUACCACUCAUCCAAAACCAGUAAUUAAAAAAAAAGAUACACUGUUGGAAAGGAAUGCAAGAAGAGAGUUUUUUACAACACACAGAGCUGGUAUAAAACUCCAGACACUUUGUGAUAUUGAUGAAUAUUACUCAGAAGAAAAGAAGCAGGAAAGCCAUAAAAAAAACGUAACAGCUGUAACCAGGGCACAAGUUGCCCAGGAAAGAGUUAGCUUAACUGUUCAAGAAAACUUAAAUAAGAAAAAAUAUGCUGCACAAAAACUAACUGCAAAAGAUAAUGAGACAAUUCGGGACAGUUUACAACAACUUUUGCAGGACAGAUUCAACUACCUUGAAAAAGUUAGAGAGAGGAGAGCCCUAUUUCUAGAACAAAAAAAACAAAAGGCUGAAGAACGUUUAUUAAUUCAAAAUUUAAAUAAUGAACUCACUCUUUUGACCAAAGGAAUGAUUAAAAUGGACAGACUGAGAAAGAAUCAGGCUGCUUUAAAAGAGAAACGUCUGAUUGUUCAGCAAAAACUGGAAACGGAAAAAUAUCGAAAGGAUUUACUGAAACAAAUGAAGGAAAUUAGGGCUCAAGAAACAUAUAAAAGACACCGUGAAGAAAAAUUUGUUAUGGAUAUGAUUGCCUUUCAAAAAGCUUGUGAAAGAUUCCAAGAUGCUAAAACACAAGUUGCAAUUGUGAAAACGAAUUUAGUCUUUAAAGUUCCGAAAGGAAUGACAAAAUGAACCAAUGUCAGAUCACAUCCAGUGGUCAUUUCGAAUUAUGACCACUAUUUUUAGUUAAAAGACUUUGAAAUAAUACUAUGAAAGAGGAAAUACUCCAUGUCACAAGAUGGAUUUGUAUAUAAAUCUUAUAAAAAGUGUAAAGAAUAAUUAAAUGUUUCUCUUGUUGAUCAUAAUUUAACUGAAAUCAAAUUGACUUGGCACCCCCAAAAGGUUCCUUAUAUAUCCAGAUGUCCAAGGAACAAUUAAAACUGAUUUUAUUUAUUGCAGGUAGGAAAUAUUGCAAAGGCAUUGCUUAUCCUGAGUAUAGCAAUUCAUAACAUAUUUUCAGUUUUUCUGGCAACCUUAGCUUAGUAAUUUCUGCCCCAGCUGCUGACUUUAUUAUUAAGACACUGUAUACUUUGAUUAGUUUCAUUACCUGCUUUCAGAUAUUUAAUUAUAUUUCCUGUUUAUUUGUUAAAACAAUUUCUGAAUUUAUUUUUUCAAAAUAAGUGUUUCACCGUUAUAUCAGGGAUUCAUGCUCUUAUAAAAAUUCAGAAAGUAUAAAAUAUAAAAGGAAAACUAAACCUUCCUAUUAACUUCUUUGGAGAUUGUAAGAUUUUUGUAUAUUGACAUUCCAUGUGUUUGCUGUUUGUAUAUAUGUGGGGGCAGAGAGGAGAGAGAGAGAAGGUACAUGUAAUUAUAUAAUUAUGACCAUAAAGUCAUAACAUAAGGUACACAGAAAUGGUAUAUGCUAAUUUUAAGUCUAUUUAAUACAGAUUCGUGGUGUAAAAUUUAUUAAAGAACAAUGUAAAAAAAGAUAUAAAAAUGUUUUGAAAAUUUAAGUCAAUUUUCAAUAGUGUUUUCAUAUAUCUAGAAAGAUAAGUGUCUCACUAUGAUUAUGACAUUGCUCACAAUACAACGUAGCUAAUGCAGUUCAAAAUUUCUCUUUAAUACUUACCAGUUAUAAGUGCAAGUUUUUAAAAGUGUUUCUUUUUAAAAUUCUCUAAUUUUAUCAGUCUAUGGUAAAUUUCCAAAAAUGAAGUAUUUUACAACAGCAGUUAUUCAGUUGUGCUUCUAUGAUGGACCACUAGAAAAUGCUGGUAGUAUUUUCCUAAUUUCCUGUUUAAAUCCUUGGCACCAGCUCUUACUUUCCUGUUAAUACACAUACAACUAAUGAGCAAAUCAUUAGUUUUGGUAUUGGUAUGUGGUAUUUCUAAUUAUUCUUCAAAAAGAAUAAAAGGAGAUACUGUGUGGUGGUGAAAAGCAUGACAGAUGUAGGUUCUCAUAACAAGUUAGAUAAUUUCUCUGUUACCCUAGUUUUCAGUUCUGUAUUUGGAAAUAAUACAUACCUUUUUUGGAAUUUAAUGAAAAUAAUAAUCCAUGUCAUAUAGUUUUGUUAUGAGACUUAAAUGAUAAAAACACAUAAAGCAACACAAUGCAUUCUGCAGAGUAAGCAGUUAAUAAAGGUAAGUGUGUAGAAGUGGAGGCAGAAGACUUCUCUGUGUAGUUAUAGGAGAAUUUGCCAACUGUCUAUGUAAGAUUUUAGUGAUACUGUCAAGGAACAGCAGAAUUUUUUGUGUGAUAUAUUUGAAUAUAAUUAAUUUAUUUAAUCAAUACAUUUAUUGAAUGUUUCUUGCCCUUUCUCUUUGCACCUAUUCCAUACUACAGACUUUUAUAGUCUUUAUCACAUGACAGGUAAUCAGUAAUUUCCUUUAUUAUUUUCACCCAACUAUAAACUUCUUGAAGGCAAAGACUAUUUUACUCAUCUCUGUGUUUCUAUUACUUUGUACUAAGGCAGAUAUAUUACACACAAUACUUUUUCUGUUUAUAGCUCUCUUUUCCCAUUUAUGUGCUGUCUCAGGUCAAUCUCAUGACCUUUACUGCCACUUACUGUUUAUGUUUUGAAGAAUUAAAAAUAUGUAUCUCUAGGUUAUACAUUUAGUCUUAAUAUGUCUCCUAUAUUUCCAAAUGCAUGCUAGACACCUCUACGUAGAAGGCUUAAGGUUUUUUAAAAAUCAUACAUUAAAAUGGAAUUCAUUAUUAUUUUUUUUACUAUUUUCCCCCUCCUCAAUCUUGCUUCUCCUUCUGUGUUCCCAAACUCCCAUAGAUUCAUAACCAUCUAAAUGGUCUCUCAUAUUAAAAAUUUAGAAGACA